Stylonychia lemnae is the source of this 651-nucleotide messenger RNA. Lineage: Eukaryota; Ciliophora; Spirotrichea; Sporadotrichida; Oxytrichidae. The record is from the annotation of a GenBank genome assembly.
AUGGUUGGCAAGACUUCAAUCAUCUAGAGAUUCAUUGACAAUAUGUUUGUUGAUAAUAACGGCACAGCUCCAACACUAGCAUGGGAUUUCAAAGUAAAGACUUUGCAAGUUGAAGGAGACUCAGUAGAUGUCGAUGCAUCUUAAAAAGAAGUGGAAAAUGUGCGACUCUAUGUUUGGGACACUGCUGGCUAGGAGAGAUUUAGACAUAUUGCAAGGAUGUACUAUAAAGAUGUAUCUGGUGUAUUGCUAUGCUUUGACUUGACAGACGAGGAGUCCUUUAAGAAUGUCAAUUUUUGGCUGAGUGAUCUUAACAAGCAUGCUCCCUCGAAGCUUGUGAAGGUACUUGUAGGCAAUAAAUGUGAUCUCUGUCUUUCAAACCAGGCCAAAUCUAGUAACCCCCAGAUGAAUAUAAUGUACUACUAUGAGUGCAGUGCUAAGACAGGUAAAAAUGUUAAUGAAAUAUUCCAAAAACUGGUAAAUGAGAUCAAUACUAUUGCUAAAUAAAACAUUAACAUGAGAAUAGAGUUUAACAGUGACAAGGCGAUAAGUGUACUCGAUGAAGCUCUAGAUAGAAGAGGUCCAGGCAAAAAGCUCAAGGGAGAGAGGAGUUCAAGCUCAGGACUAGAGAAAAAAAAGAGCAAGUGCUGUUGA